CAGUAGAGAAACCAGAUGUUGGUGCUGGGUCAAAUGUGUUUUCUUCAGUUUGAGAGCUGUGUGUGUAGACUUAGAAAGGGGUCCUGUCUUAGGACAGGAAUGGUGACACCUAUUUUCCCUUGGGCAGACUCCUAAUGCAUCUGGUUAACUGGUGGUGAGCAGGAGCUUUGGAACCAGUGUGGUAGGCUCCACAAGGAAACCCUCUGAAACCCAAUGGAUGCAUUCACGGGCUCUGGUCUCAAGAGGAAGUUUGAUGAUGUGGAUGUGGGCUCAUCAGUUUCCAACUCCGACGAUGAAAUCUCCAGCAGUGACAGUGCUGACAGCUGCGACAGCCUCAAUCCUCCCACAACCACCAGCUUCACACCCACAUCCAUCCUGAAGCGGCAGAAACAGCUACGGAGGAAGAAUGUGCGCUUUGACCAGGUGACUGUAUACUACUUUGCCAGGCGCCAGGGUUUCACCAGUGUGCCCAGCCAGGGCGGUAGCUCUCUGGGCAUGGCCCAGCGCCAUAACUCUGUACGCAGCUACACACUCUGUGAGUUUGCACAAGAACAGGAGGUGAACCAUCGAGAGAUUCUUCGUGAGCACCUGAAGGAGGAGAAACUCCAUGCCAAGAAAAUGAAGCUGACCAAGAAUGGGACAGUAGAGUCAGUGGAGGCUGAUGGCCUGACCCUGGAUGACGUCUCAGAUGAAGAUAUUGAUGUGGAAAAUGUGGAAGUGGAUGAUUACUUCUUCCUUCAGCCUCUGCCCACCAAACGUCGACGGGCCCUGCUGAGGGCUUCUGGGGUCCACCGAAUUGAUGCUGAAGAGAAACAAGAACUUCGAGCCAUCCGGCUGUCUCGAGAAGAGUGUGGAUGUGACUGUCGGCUGUAUUGUGACCCAGAAGCAUGUGCCUGUAGCCAGGCUGGGAUUAAAUGCCAGGUGGAUCGCAUGUCCUUUCCAUGCGGCUGCUCCAGGGAUGGCUGUGGGAACAUGGCUGGGCGCAUAGAGUUUAAUCCAAUCCGUGUGCGGACUCAUUACCUCCAUACCAUCAUGAAGCUGGAGCUAGAGAGCAAGCGGCAGGUGAGUCGCCCAGCAGCCCCUGAGGAGGAGCCCUCACCCACUGCCAGCUGCAGCCUGACAGGAGCUCAGGGCUCAGAGACUCAGGACUUCCAGGAGUUCAUCGCUGAGAAUGAGACUGCAGUGAUGCACCUGCAGAGUGCGGAGGAACUGGAGCGGCUCAAGGCUGAGGAAGACUCUAGUGGUUCCAGUGCCAGCCUGGACUCAAGCAUUGAGAGCCUGGGUGUGUGCAUCCUGGAAGAGCCCCUGGCUGUGCCUGAAGAGCUGUGCCCAGGCCUCACGGCCCCCAUUCUCAUCCAGGCUCAGCUGCCCCCCGGCUCCUCUGUUCUAUGUUUUGCUGAGAACUCGGACCACCCAUCUGCCUCGACGGUGAACAACCCGUCCUACUUGAACAGUGGGCCCCUGGUCUACUACCAGGUGGAGCAGAGGCCAGUCCUAGGAGUAAAAGGAGAGCCUGGUAUCGAAGAAGGCACAGCCUCUUUCCCCAAGGAGAAGGAUGUGAGUGUCUUCUCCCUCCCUGUUACCUCACUGGUGGCUUGCAGCCCCACAGACCCAGCUGCUCUCUGUAAGUCAGAUGUAGGGAAAGCACCCACCCUAGAUGCGCUAUUACCUGACGACUGUGACCCCGAGGAGCCUGAGAACGAAGACUUCUGCCCCUCCUGGUCCCCCUCAAGCCUCCCUUUCCGCACAGACAAUGAAGAGGGCUGUGGGGUAGAGCAGAGCUCCCAGCAGAAUGAGGACCGGCCACCCGAAGAGUCUGCCCUAGAACUCCCUCUGGCAGUGUGACAUGGGCGCACCGUCCUGCCUCUUGCCCGUUCUCUAUUUAUUCCCUUAUUUUAUCUAACGCCAUUUCGAAACAAGACUAGAAGCAGCUGCUGCUCCCAUGUUAUUUUAUUGGGGUCUUUGGGGAAACUGGAUGGGAAAGGAUUGUUUGUACAAGUAUUUUUUAAAAUGGAAACAAUACCAGGAGCGGCCCCAUCUUGAUCUGGGGAGUCUUAGAAGAGGCUGCACAGUGCCCAGUACUAAACAUUCUGGGCCAUCAAAGCAAAGAUGUAGGAUCUCACAGGAGUAGCUGAGUAACUCAAGCUGCUGUUCCUCACAUAGGGACCAGAACACAAGAAUUUGCUUGGCAGAGCCCCUUCUCACCUGGGCUUCAGGCAGGGACAAGCUCAUUUCUCUCAGUGGUUAUUCUGACAUCCCAUCUUGGUGUAUCAUAAUCAUACACCUGGAAAGGUCACCUGGUUGAAUCUACAGAGAGGGUGGAAGGGUCUUGCUUUCUCUACAAACCUCCAGGAUGUCUAAAAUUUUAACUCGUCUUCCCCUGAACCUAUUUGGUAAAUAAGUUAAUAUUUAACAUGUUUGGUGUUUUCUGACCUGCUCCCCACACUGGGGAUUCCUGGUCUAUAACUUGAAUUGUUUCUUUCACAUGUUUUUAGAUACUAGAGUUAAAUUUGUCUGUCUUCUUUCCUCCAUCCUUUGACUGAAAGGAAAAAAGAAAAAAAAAAAAACUAUAUUGGCCAGGUGUGUGGUUUGAAGAACCUGAGGCUUCUGCAUGUAUCUAAUGCUGUCUGGGUCAAGCAGCUUCAGGUGAGGCUCACCCAUCCAUCCCAUAGAGCAUUAACUAUGUCCAAAGGAGGCCACAGGAACAGCCUACCAUAUGGAAAGAUGACUUUACUAUUGUCAUGUCCGCUUUUUUAUCAGCUCCCCACCCUUGGGGAGAUUGGAGCUUUAAGUGGAAUAUAAGAUGUGGCAAUCUAAGGUCAUCAACUCAUUUUUGUUUUAUGUUUUUCUUCUACUCCUUGUCCUUCUUGGAAUAUAUACAGGGUUAGAGUUCUUACACUAUUCCAGUUCAACACUAAGAACUGCAGAUGUUUAUCAGAUACCUUCAUCUGGAUGAUUUAUAAAAGUUGGAAGCCAAAUCAAUUCUUAAAGGCUAUAUACAGUUUCCAGGUUCCACUGAAUUCAAUAUCUAAUUGUAUUUAAAAUGUAUAGAAUAAUACAACUCGAAUUCAGACCUUCCUUCCGUCAGUUCUUACUCAUCUCAUGUUCAGCUUAUGUUUCACAGUCUCCAUUGAACAACAUUGAUUUCUUUAUUGGCAAUGAUACCUUUGCCUCUUUUACAAUGGAGGCAGCAGGGAACGAACACUACUGGUUCUCUAGCAUCUUUAUACCAAGCUUCAUUUCUGGCAAAUGAAGCAUGGUAUAAAUUUCAUUUCAGAAAAGAAAAAAGUAAUGCCUUUUUUUUGGUGGGAUAGGGGGAGAUAGUAAGGUCUGGUGUCUUAGAGCCAACUUCACGUAUGUGGUGGCAGUACUCCACCUAUAUGAUCUCUAAACUCAGCCUGAAGGGCAUUCACUCAAGACAGGUAUAGGUUUUAACUACUUCUGCCUUUCCUGGUUUUGUCUGGCUUUAUGUUUAGAGGAGAGUCCUUCAAUACACACAGAUCCUUAUCUCUCCCUGUGCCUUUGGCUCACAAAAUUUAGUCCCUGGGAUGUAGAUGCUAUUCCCACGUAGACUAGAACUGCCAAACACAAGUCUGAAGUUUAACUGGGAAUGCAACUCAAAGAAGAAAAUAAUCAAAGUUUGUUUAAAGGAGUGCUCUGCACAUUCCCUCCUUAGAAAGGUUACAACUUAAUUUAGGACAUGGAUUCCAGUUACAUAUUAAGCCCUUUGGAGUCAUGAAUUAAAAUGUGUAAUUAUUAUUAAACUCAUUGCCAACCCCUAAUGUGUUUGAUAUUCCUGCAAAACUAUAGUUUCUUAAUCUAAGUCCAUUCCUUCAUUAACUGUAUAAUUCUGACUCAAACUGACCCCAAACUUCUGAAUACUAAACAUUUAGCAUUUAUUUAGCAUUUAACAUUUAUUGUCAAGCAAAAGGCCUUUUCUACAACCUAAGUCCAUCUCAUUUCUGGUGCUAUCUGAGUUGGACAACGUUAUAGCUCAUGGUUGCUAGCAAAGCAAGGCCCUGAUUAUAGAAGCAGAUUGCUUCAGUCCCACUCAUCUAAGCCUAGAUGAAAGAAAUGACUCAUGACCACAACUCUGUUAUUUUCCAGUUCCUUUCUCACACACUGUACCCAGGUAGUAUUUUUAAUGUGAAUCCAAAGCUUGUCUGGUUCUCUGAAAACAAUUUCCCCUUUAGGUUCUUUACAUUGUGAUAAUGCUGUAUUUAAAGAGAAUAUUUAAAUGUAAUAUUAAACAAAUAUUCAAAAGAAUGGUGUGUUGUUAUUAUCUUAGCAGACUGCAAGUAGUUACUUGUUAGUUAGAGAAAGGCUUUUAUGGCUUUGUAUAUAAAACCAAUUAGGUCAGUCAAGAAAUAGUGUUAACAAGAGAAAUACUUUGUGAUGGAAAUGGAGAAUAUUCUAUUUGAAAUACCACAAGCCUGUCUUGCCUCAGAGGUCCUAUGUACCUCUUUAAUGGAAGGAAGCCUUGCUCCUGCCCUGUUACAUCUUCGCCCUUUGUAGUCUCAUUUCUCUCCAUUCUUAGUUACCAUUUUAAAAUGUCCACUAGAAGAUCAACUCAAAUCAGCUCCUUCAAAACUUCCAUCCCAUGAGAAGGUUCUACUUCAACCAAUUAAAUCCACAUUCAUUAGAUUAUGUCAGUCUUGUAAAAGGAGCCUUAGAAAAGUGAUUAGGUUGUACAAGAAUAAUUUCCAUCAGCAUAUUUCAGGCAGUCUUGGGUUCAAACAGUGCUUCAUGCAUUUAUAGUAAGUUAUUACAGAACUACAGGUCAUAGAUGUACACACAAAAGCUAAACAUAACUUACUAUCUUAAUGUCAAUCUCUCCUGGUCUCCCAGGGCUGGGUAGUACCUUCACCAGUUUUGACCUAUGGCCCAAAGGAGACAGCCACUGUCGGUUAUAGUUGGGUUUCUGCAACAGUGGAGGUAGCAAGUAAUUUAAGAUCCAUGGGGACUGUAUAACAGCCCUUAAGACAAUAGGGGCUGAAGGCUGUAAACACUGGGGAAGAGACCAGUCAGCACUUCCUUUCUAGCUUUUCCUUUACAAUGUUCCCUUAAGUUAUU
Messenger RNA from Dipodomys ordii (Ord's kangaroo rat), 5073 nucleotides. RefSeq names its product cysteine-serine-rich nuclear protein 2 (gene Csrnp2). Bases 214 to 1845 code for a protein of 543 amino acids. Gene Ontology annotation, biological process: regulation of transcription by RNA polymerase II. Gene Ontology annotation, cellular component: nucleus. Lineage: Eukaryota; Metazoa; Chordata; Mammalia; Rodentia; Heteromyidae. The transcript is spliced from 4 exons. Gene Ontology annotation, molecular function: sequence-specific DNA binding; DNA-binding transcription factor activity, RNA polymerase II-specific. The record is from RefSeq and is a predicted model, not a curated record.